This is a messenger RNA of Lates calcarifer (barramundi perch), 10174 nucleotides long. RefSeq names its product zinc finger protein 608 (gene znf608). The record is from RefSeq and is a predicted model, not a curated record. NCBI's taxonomy places the organism in Eukaryota, Metazoa, Chordata, Actinopteri, Centropomidae. The transcript is spliced from 9 exons. Gene Ontology annotation, cellular component: nucleus. Bases 855 to 5549 code for a protein of 1564 amino acids. Gene Ontology annotation, biological process: regulation of transcription by RNA polymerase II.
UCUAAUAAAAACUGUGGUAAAAUGUGAGAAUAUGAAAAUACAACAAGACAAAAAUAAGCCUCUGUUAAAUCAUCUGACCACAGUUCCACUUUAAUGCUCUUAUAAAGAAAUUAUACCUUUGUCAUUAAAGACAAAAACACCAUAAAGAAUAUGUAGAGGAUUAGUAAAUGUGUCUUUAUUCCUCCAUGAAGUGGACAGAUGUUACAGCGCCCCCUGUGACUAAACACAUUUUAAAAAUUUAGAAAGAAGGAAACUGAGCCGCAUCAGUCCAUUAAAUUUCGUCCAAUCCAAUCAGUUACACCUGAGUUGAUGUUUAAACAAUAAAACAAACACUGUAGCGCCUCCCUGUGGACAGACACUGACAUGUUUUUUCUUUCCCAAAUUAAAUUUUUGUCUGAGAUUUAUCAUUCAAGGUGAGAGAGACAGAAUAUUAACCACUGUGACCACUCGUAGAGUAUUAUUAUUAUUAUCACAGAUACACCAGAAUACAUAUAUUCUUAUUAUAUUUUAUGUUCUACACAGAAAUGUAGAUUUUAAAUCUUCUUGUGGAUGUGAUGUGAUUUUUUUAAAACUUCAUUUGUCGCGUAAUAUUUUUAUUUGAUUAAAUAUUAUAUGGAGUUAGCUACUGAAUUGCACCUGCAGUCAAAAUAAUGUAAUACCCACCGAGCUGAUCACAGCUGUCAUUCAGCGUGUAGUUUGUGAAGGACCAGGCCUGAUAAGCAGCCUAUAACAGACCUGCAUGUGUCCACCUAUAGCUCGGUGCUCUCUGCCUCACUGCGGUGGGCUGGCGGUCUGACAAUGACUUGAAUGCUGAUUAUUGUGGAGAUCGACAAAGGAGACAAGGAAAGGAGGAGAUGAACCGUUUCCUGAGAGCUGGGGAGAAUGGAGGGCUGCUGACCGACUGCAGGGAGCUGUCACCCAACCACACCGCCUCCUCCUCCUCUUCCUCCUCCUCCACCGCCUCCUCCAUCUCCAUCACCUCCUCCUCCUCCUCCUCCUGCUGCUCCAGCGCCGCUGGCUCAGCCGACAGACACGCGGCCCUGCCCUCGCUCCAGACCCGGGGACCCGGCGGCGGCGGCAGCGGCGGGUCGGAGCCGAGGAGAUCCGCGCUUAAACGCAGCCGAGCCGGCCGGGAGGGACGAGAGGAACCGGAGGCGGCAGCGGCGGAUCAGUCAGCGGCUGCCGUCGUGGUGCACGGCGGCGGCGGCGGUGGUGGAGAGGUGCGCGUCGGGGUCGGGAAGCAGCAGCAGCAGCGUCGGGAGGCUCAAGGACGCAGCGUCGGUGGAGAAGUACUGGAGAUGAUUUCAGCGGUCAGCAGAGACGCGGACGGCGGCGGCGGCGGCAGCGGGAGCGGCAACAACAACAACGGCGUCUCCGAAGUGACCACGGCCUCUCCUGCGACAUGCGCCAAAGGCAAGGAGGAGAGGAAGGGGAAAAACAUGAUCCGCGGCUGGAAGAGGGAGAGGGACAGGGAGAGGGAAGCCGCCGCUCCCCCUGCCGCUCCUCCUGCUGCUCCUGUCCGGACGAGGAAAGAGAAGCCCGGUGAUGGCUCGUCUCCUCCUCCCUCCGUCUUCCUCUCGUCGUCCGCCCUGCCCGAGCAUCAUCUGUGCCGCGACGGCCCCGGACACUGCCACUGCGCCUCGCCGGACUCCAGGAUCAUGGGAGAUAAUAGCAGCACUAACAACGUAAACAAUAACAAUAAUAGCGGGAGUAACGGCGGCGGCGCUGCCAGUAAAUCCGCGCUGGAUUGUGGAGUUAAGAGCGGCGGCGGCGCUAUUGUUGUCAGACGGCAGCAUGACGACACGCCGGCCGCCAAGAAACACAGAGGAGCCGAGAAGGUGGAUCCCAUGUUCACAGUGCCAGCUCCCCCUGCUCCAGGCCACCCCGGAGCCCCCGGUUCCUCUCUGCCAUCGGCUCCUUCCUUCUCCGCUCCGGCCCUGCCCACCUCCAACCCCAAGCAGAUGGCGGUGAGGACGAGGUCCAUUGGCACCAACACCCAGGACGGAGGCGUCUCGGGGGCGCUGGAGGGCGACUCUGCCUGUCUGGGACCCUGUCAGCCUGGGACCAGCGUCAACCUGGAGGGCAUCGUUUGGCACGAGACGGAGGAAGGUGUGUUGGUGGUGAACGUGACGUGGAGGAAGAGGACCUACGUGGGAACUCUGUUGGACUGCACCAAACAUGACUGGGCUCCUCCGAGGUUUUGUGAGUCUCCCUCCAGUGACCCUGAGUUGCCAGGUGGGCGUGGCCGGGGGAAACGGAUGCGAAUGGCCAUGGCUGAGCGGCCCUGCAUUGAGCCAGCGCCCGCUGCCAAAGUCAGGGGUCUGUCACAACACAGGAGCCGUGGAGGUGGUGUUGCUGGAACCGCUGCACCUAUCCACAGCAAGGGACGGAGAGGCAGCCUGAACCUCAUCAACAGCAACUGCCGAACUCCACCUUCUUUCUUCACUGUGGAGGAGGUGAAAUCCUCCAACAGCGCCUCCACCCUCUCGUCUGGGAAGCGAAAGAACAAACCGCCGGCUGACCUGGACCUCAGCCUGGUCUCUUCUGACGACAUUAAAAACGGAAAUGGGAAGAGGAUUCGAGCUAAGUCCCGCAGCGCCCCGUCCACGCCACAGGGCAAAUCUGACCCUUCAUUCAUGGAUCCAGGAGGAGGUUGUGCCUCCUCACCACCUCCCCCACCCAUUCUCAUCGACUGCCCCCACCCCAACUGCACUAAACGCUACAAGCACAUCAAUGGACUGCGCUACCACCAGACACAUGCGCACCUGGAGGUUGAAGAGCAGAGGAAGCCUGAGCUGGAGCCCAUGAAGGACGGGGAGAGUGAGGAACGACUAUCAGACUGUGAGGACACCAUCAGCAACAUGACAUAUGACCUCUCAGACACAAACAACAACACUAAUGCCAACAGUUCCUCCAAGAAACCGGCUCCUCUAUAUAAGGUGACCACGGUAGGGUCUCCUAAGAACAGACGGCUUCUCCUCAGUACUGACCACAGCCCCACAGCCAACUCCAAAACCAGAAGAACCUCACUGCUAAAAGAUGGUCUGAUCGAUGACCUCAGCAAUCUGCCCAUCAUCUCCAACAUGACUGUGGUUCUUGAGAACUGCAUGGUUCCAGACAGGAACUCCACGGUGGAGAUGCCCAAACUGGAAGCCGAAGGUUUGAUUGACAAGAAGGGAGGUGCAUGUGAUAAGGGCAAGAAGGCCAACGGGAAGGUAGAGAAACUGUCCAAGUCGCGGGCCAACCGGCCAAUAGCUCCAGCCCCUGCUCCUCCCAAGCUGAUCGCCAUACCCAACGCAACGUAUCCCACUGGCACAGCCGAUACUGCCACCUCACAACAGCCCUCUCCCAUGGCAGCUGUAGGCCUCACAAGUAAAAACCUUCCCCUGAAACCCAUCAAACCAAAGCUGAGCAUCGUUGUGGAGCCGAGCCUUGUCAAAGCCACCCUGGUUACCUGCAGCAAAGAGACCAGGAAGAAAGAGAAACGGAGGCUGAAGGACAAACAUAACAAAGAUGUGCCAACCAGGACGCCUAAUGGAGACAGCAGUGGAAUCAAAAUGGAAGAUGUUGGCGGUGGAUCUAAAAUGGGUGUUAAGGAAAUUUCUGGAAGCCUUCUGAAGGAGCACCUCAGUAAACAGGAUGUAAUGAACGGACUCACAGAGAGCCAGGAGAGCAGGAUGGCCAGUAUCCGUGCAGAGGCCGAUAAGGUCUACACCUUCACCGACAACGCCCCCAGUCCCUCCAUCGGCAGUUCAUCACGGCUCGAUGCAAGUGGUAGUUGCCUGGCAACAGCAGACAGCAGCAGCAAGAACAACAGCCCCGCCUAUUCUGACAUCUCAGAUGCCGGGGACGACGGGGGAUCUUCCGAAUGUCGUUCGGAUGGGCUCAGAUCCAAGUCCAGCUCCUCCGCCUCUUCUGAGGUGAGCUCGAACAGUAGCCACGGUAACUCUGGUAAAACCCCAACCACAGCAUGUGUCCCAUCAUCAAAAGACCCCCAGUCCCCGUACUACCACAGCUACGAGCCCUACUACCUGCAGGGGUACAUGCACUCGGACAGGCAGAACAGCAGCAGUGUUGCUUUCCACAAAAGCUCUGCCCAUGACGGCAAAGGGAAAGACAGGAAGGAAGAAGUGAAAGAGGAUGACAAAAUCUCCUCCAACGAGUUCUCAGACUCUAAGAAAGGCGACGGGCCGCCUCAGUCUCAGCUCCAGCUGGCCAUGAGUCAGACCCAGACCGCCUUGGCCCAGUCUCUGUACUAUGGCCAGUACUCCAGGGGACUUUACAUGGACCAGAAACUGUUACUGGCCUCCAAAUGCUGUGACCAGACGCCCAGUGCCAAGCAGAGGGGUGAGAGGGGACAGGGGGUGAGAGACAGUGAGGACGUUAAACAUAUGGUCGGGGGUUCAGCCAGUGGACCCAUGCUAGGUAAAGGUCCAGACGGUGCUAAAGGUUGCUGUCCCAAACCCGUCCUAUCUUACGUGGAGAUGAGUGAGAGAGGAGAAAGGGGACAGAGUCUGGGCUUAAAGGCUGUGCACGGUGGCAUGGUGGACCAGCACCAGGUCUCGAUGAAAGACUGUGAUGACAUCAAGUCACCCUCCUCUUCCUCUUCUUCAUCACUCCACAACCCAAACAGUCAGACAGAUCUGGACUCAAAUGUUUCCUUUUCCAGUCCCUCAGACGGCCCCGCCUGGGCUCACCGCCUCGCUCACAGCAAAUACUCAGAGCUACAGAGUCAACAUGGAGAGGAGGCCGAGGAGGGUGAAGCAGACAGGGGAAAAGAAUGGGGAGUUACCCUGGAGCCUGCCGGGGCCAAGAUGACCGCAGGAGGAGGAGGAGGAGGUGGAGGAGAGAGAGGAGUGGGUGUGGGCGGAGAUGCAAAAAAAGCCAGGGUCCACGGAUCCCACGAUCUCACACCAGCCAUCGACGCAGAGGAUUCAGAUCGGCUGGAGGGGCUGGACGAUCAAGGCCAGGAGCCGAUAGGAGGGCUGUCUGAGGAGUCCCAGAGCGCCCGGGCAGCAGUGUCUCCUCCCAUGACCCCCCAGCAGCCCUACAUCCAGUACCAGCACUCCUCCUACCCGCCAUACCUGGCAAUGUGUGAGAGUGGCGGGGGCUCCUACAGAGGGGUGUCCCCAACCCUGGUCCACAAUUAUCCAGGUUUCCACUAUCCUCUGUACGGUAAGACAGCGGGCAGGGAGGAGUCGGAGGUGACUCCACCCGGCAGAGGAGGAGCAGUGAGCAGCAAGCAGAGCGGCGACUCGUCUUCGUCCUCGGCCAUGGAGCUGCUGCAGCAGCAGAGCCAUCAGUACCACGGAAAAUCACCUGCUCCUGGUGAGAAGGGCUCCCCUGAGGGGGAGAGAGAGACGGAGAGAGAGAGGAACCACGUGUCGUUCGCCCGACACCUCCACACGCACCAUCACACACACCUGGGUAUGAGCUACAACCUGAUGUCAGGACAGUACGACAUCUACCAAGGGUUGAGCUCCAGGUCGCUGGUCUCCAGUCAGCAGGUGUCAGGACACUCCUCUACUGAAAGUGAAGGGAAGAAGUAGGACCAUGUGACCACGUCUCACAUGAGGAACGGCAGAUUUAUCAGACAUCAAUUCCAUGGUGUUGAAUAAGCUUCGCCUCGCUGAGAGGCAGAGAACAAAAAACAAAAAAACCUCUUCAUUUCUUACUAAUGACAACCACCUGUUUUAUAACACAUCACCCAGGAGCAGAUGGGCCAACAGAGGGACAGACAAAUGAACGGAUGGCAGGAUCGGGACCUUUCUGAAGGAGGAACUACCUGUACAAAUCCACAAUCACAGACUUUUGAAGCUUUCGGUUUUGCAGAGUUUUGACGGAAGCAGGCGGUGCGUAUAAAACAAAACAUCCUGCUGUGCACUCAGCCCGACUGAGGCUGUGGUGUUCAACUUUAUAAAAUGCACAUUUAUCGUAGUGUAUUAUGAUGAUGAUAUGAUUGAAUGUACUGAUGAUGACUUACUUUAUCCCAAUAGUGUUGAUCGUUUUUUUAAACUUCUAUUGGGAAACAGCAUUAGGAAGCUAAAAAGUCUAUUAUUAUCCUUAUUAUUCUCAUUAUGAUUAUUGAAGUGGUCCUCCUCCCUCCAUAGUGCUGACGCUACAUUUGUAUUACUAACCUGUACUUGAGCGUAACCAUGUUGAUUGUAUUGUCUUUAUGUGAGAGUAAACCUUCACAUCAACCUGCCCAGUGCCAUGUAGGAACCCAGUGGUGUAUAUAUUCUGUACAGAUUCAUGGCAGAGCACUAACAUGCUUUAUCGUACUCUAUGUUGAUCUCCAUCAGCCAUGCAGGGGAGCAGCAGGCAGAGCAGGGGAAACCAGCAGAUCCUCAAGGUCUUUACUAGCUAAAUUCACUUCAUCUGCAGUAGUUUGCCACUGAUGUUGAAUUUAUGACAUAUUCCAUUUGGUGAGAGCAAAAAGUCAGUGAGUUAUUUGGUAAAUUUAAGCCCCAGUUUGUGCCUCUUAAACACACAGUGUAAUUUUCUGCCACUAGGGGUCUCUCAAUCAAAACAAUAACAGAAGACAUAGUAUAAUGAUGAAGUAGUGUGGAAUCAUGGGAGUUGCCUUCACCACUAUGGUCAUCAUUGCAGUUAGCUUCUCCUGAUUGGAAUUCCUUCAGUGUCCGUCCAGAAUUUAUAAUCUGUAGAGGUCUCCCCCUCUCCAAAACAAACGGACCAGGCAAUUAAAACCAGUAAAAACACUGAAAAAAGGAGUUUCAUCUUAAAAAUAAUCCUGGAGGGGCUGUAAGCCAAGCUGCUGCUAACAUUUAUUUGGCUUGUUUCUCUGAUAACUUGUGAUCCAAGUGUAUCCAAGGGGAUAAGACACCAUUGACAGAGGACCAUAAGAAACGGGCCGGUACCUCGAUUAAAAUGAUGAAUUUCUUUAGGUUUGAAAUUGCUAGAAACAUUUGGGAUUAUGUAAGAACACAACUCUUUUUAGUUAAUUUAAUGUGCGAAGGUUACAUAUUAUACCUUUAAUUAAUCAGUGGAGACUUUCUAGCCACAUGAAGCUCUAGGGACGGCAUUGUUGGUUGGUCAGUCCACCAGUUUGGUCCAGGCUGAAGUAUUUUGACAAAUAUCAGAUGGAUCACUCUGAAAUUUGGUAAAGACAUUCAUAGCCAUUAGGUGGUGGAUGCUAAUGACUUUGGUGAUCCCCCUGACAUUUCAUCUCCAGUGGCAGAAAAUUUGGUCCUGAGUCUUUUUUUUUUACCGGUGAUUAUAUUCUACCAUCAGAUAUGAACCAAAGUUUAUGGAAACUCUAGUGUACAGUAAUUGGAAUUUUGACCUGUUCCUCCCAAUGUUUCCCCAGUCUGUAACCCAACAACAAUGCACACUGAGCCAAGAAGCCAUUCUCAUUUUCAGCUUCUAUCUUUGUUUGAAGAAUGGUGACGAAUCCUGGGUCAAAUUUAGCAUAAGAAAAAGAAUCUGUGAUGAUUAAGGUCUUGUCUCUUGGUAAGAGUAGAACCACCUAUAAGAUUUGGACUGAGACUGGUCUACGUCUGCUACUUGAUUGUGAUCAUCAGUCAUCAGGAAACAUCUUAGAUAUUGUAGCUGACAAAAAAAUCUCUCCUCAAGGUCCAUUUAGUAGCAGCUCUGUAGCUUUUGAUCAUUCCAAAUUACCAAUAAAGUCUAGAGAUGUCAUGGAAAUGAACAAUGACUCCAUAUAGUUCUCAGAAAAAAAAUCUACAAACUCAAUCUGCUGAGGAAGCUCAUGCUACAUGAUUGAAAGCUCCAGUGAGAUUUUGUCAACUGCUCUUUCCAAGGCCAAGAACAAACUUUGGACCUCUAAGUCAAAUAAAACCAGAGGUACAAACUGGGGCAGAGUGGAUGAAUGCUAAUAAUCAAUGCUUGUGAGUGAUUCUGUUUGAAUAUGAGAGGUAGAUAUGCCAGUUGUACUUUUAGUCACUACACUUCUGAAGGACAAUUCCAAUGUUAACUGAGUUUUUCCUCAUUUUCUUCAACAUUACAUUUACAUUACCUCUACAGCCAGCAUUAUACUCCAAACUAAAUGGAAUUUGGUGUGUUUGCUCAGGUACAAUAGUGACUUUAUUACCAAAAAGAAGCUUUAUCAUUUGUCAGUUGAACUUUUCAACCAAAUUUUCACACUGACUAUAGGAUUUAGUUUAAUUCAUAAAGGUCACCAUUUGUCUUGUUUUUAGGAACUGAGAAAUUGUGUAUAAAAACAUUUGUUUGCAGUGCCAUAUUCAACAGCAGAUUGAGAACAUGCUAAAUUCAGUUUAGUUUAAAGUAUAACUCUUCUUUACUGGGAUCAAGUCAUAAUUCACAGCAUUCUCAUAAUAUUUAUUUUGAGGGAUAAGUUAAAAAAAAAAAGGAAAGGACAAAAAGAAAAUAUCAUUUAACAUGAUAAACCAGCUGGAGUAUAGUGAUAAAAAACAAUACGGUGAUGCUGGAAUUUAGUAGAAACUGAUCACAUUGGAAUUGUCCUCAAGGUAAAUGUCCACAUUUCUACCAUCAGUGCUCCCAGUGGGGAUUCAUCCUUAUCUGGAAUCCCACAAUCCUUUGCUCUGCCUCUGCUCCCAUGCCUUCUACAAGCUAACUAGCUCACUGCAGAGCCUCUGAUAGACAGAACGGUCAGGUUUUACCCUUGGUGCCAUCCCACUGCCACAUCUCAGAGCAAGGCAUUUGCUUGGGCAUCAUCCACAUCAGCCUUUUACCAAUCUGAGCCACAAACCACAUCCUCGUCUCCAAAAUCUGGUGCUGCUAGUUGUCUUUAACAUCUGAACCACUUGCCACAGAACACUGGCUGAUCCUGGUUUUCCAGACUGCAAAUCUUGUCGUGAAAACUGGGCUCACAAGAUUGCGUCUGCCAGUGUCUGUCUUAAUCAUCAAUUUUAUCAUCCAACCUGGACCAGAAUGUCUGAAACUCUCUGUAAAACUACUGGUAGAGUCAAGCUGGAUAUAUGGCUGUGAAGUCUGAUGCUGCUAUAUAUGUUAGAAAAUGAUUUUUGGUUGUUAAUAAGAACAGAAAUAGUCAGAAAAUGAAUUUGGCAGUGUUUGCACAGAUAGAAUUACAUAUUCAAGACCAAAACGGAAUGCCAUAUCUUGCCAAACUUCUAAAACGUCCAAAUCAUCAUAUCUUGAUAGACCAAUCCUCUGCAGUCUGUUAAGUCAGAUAUAAGAUAUGGCCUUGCUGUGGCCCAUAGGGUUAAACAACUACUUCUGUCUGUUUGAUGUGGACAGAAAUCAGCUGUAGGUAGCACCUCUCAGAUCAGUGUCAGAAACUGGAAUCAGACCAGCAUACAUGGGCUGAUUCUUUACUGUUACUUAUAAGCCUGGCAACCAAGUGUGCAAAAUUUAAGCCAGUGUUAAGCCGAACUAUUACAAUUAUAGAAGUUAUUUCUUUUUGAUUUCAUCCACUUUAGCCACUGCAACCCUGAAGGUCAACUGUUCGGCGGUGACAUUGUUUUUCUGAUGCAAACAUGCCAAAUUCAUAUACAGCCAGUCUAAUUGAGCAGCUAAUUUACAUCAACAGAGCUGUUUGCAGUAUUUUUAUGAAAACAACUGAUAGCUAGCUUGUUAGCAGUUUAAUUUAGGAAAGACCUUGUUAACAUGCUCACAUCAGCUCCUGCUAGCAACAUUAGCUAGUGUGCUAAUUAGAUGUGUCAACAACAAGACAGUUUGGUUAGCUGGUCUGCUAGAUACUGAAUGCACAACACAAUCCAGUAUGGCCAUCAGAUGUUUCAUCAACUGUAAGCCAUGAUGCUGCAUUCACAUCAUGUGGAAUGGAAGUACAAGCUGUAUUUACACUAACUUCCACAUUUUGUAAAUGCAGCGUAACGUUAUAGCAUUUUCUACAGUCACUGUGGUGCCAACACGGCUGACAAUAAAACUGCAGUUGCCCAACUUUGUCUAUCAGCAGCUCUGCCUCACUUACACAACACCUUACCUGCAUAGUAUCAGUGAUCAUUCUAUUACUUGAAUAUAGUGCUAUGAACUCUGUUUACAAAAUGUCAACUUUUGGGAGACACAGUGUUGUCUUAUAAAGGCUGCUUGGUAUGUUCAGUUCAUCCACCCGGUGUAUCCAUUUAAUAACACACUGAAAUCGUAUAAACAUGAAACCUGCUGUUGCUUUUUUAUACUGUAUAUGCCUUAAUUCAUAUGUUUGGCAAUCAUGAUUAAAGGAUGUUUAUAUAUA